This is a messenger RNA of Chanos chanos (milkfish), 2113 nucleotides long. It is a transcript of the gene spra, whose product is annotated as sepiapterin reductase a. Bases 35 to 835 code for a protein of 266 amino acids. Gene Ontology annotation, biological process: tetrahydrobiopterin biosynthetic process. The transcript has 3 exons. Gene Ontology annotation, molecular function: sepiapterin reductase (NADP+) activity. The record is from RefSeq and is a predicted model, not a curated record. Lineage: Eukaryota; Metazoa; Chordata; Actinopteri; Gonorynchiformes; Chanidae.
GUUUAAUUAGUCCGCAUCUGGUGUAUUUUCAAACAUGGCUGUGUCGAAAGCUACAGACUUGGGCAAAGCACUCUGCAUCAUAACCGGAGCCUCCAAAGGUUUCGGUCGGAGCUUAGCUAAAGAAAUAUCGGGACUUUUACAACCGGAGUCGGUGCUUGUACUUGUUGCCAGGUCUGGUAACAAACUGUCAGAGCUGCAGACUGAGUUGGACUCUUUAGUAGCUGGCAAACACUUGGUAAUUCGUUGCGUGAUCGCAGACCUGGGGCUUAGAGAGGGAGUGGAACAGGUUAUGAAAAGCGUUAGAGAGCUGACCGCGGUGGACAUUGACCAUCUCCUUCUGUUCAACAAUGCAGCCUCCCUUGGUGAUGUCUCCCGAUACGCUCAAAGUUUCGAGAACAUGGAAGAGGUAGACUCCUACCUGUCGUUCAAUGUGAGUUCAGCGUUAUGCCUGACCGCGGGGGUAUUGAACGCCUUCCCACGCCGGCAAGGUCUACGACGCUUCGUUGUGAACAUCAGCUCGUUGUGUGCAGUUAAGCCGUUUCCCUCCUGGGUCUUGUACUGCACCGGCAAGGCUGCACGGGAUAUGAUGUUCCGUGUUCUAGCGGAAGAAGAUCCUGAUCUUAGAGUUCUAAGUUAUGCCCCAGGUCCUCUGGAUACAGAUAUGCAGUUGCAGGCUAGGUCAAGCUCUGCUGACUCUAACUUGCGACAGAUCUUCACAGUCCUGCACUCUGAGGGCCAGCUGUUAACCUGUGAGCAAUCCAUCUCUAAACUCCUGAAGGUACUACUGGAGGAUGAGUUCUCUUCUGGAGCCCACAUAGACUAUUAUGACCUAUAGUCUGACCAGACAUUACAUAGUAAGCCAUUGAGGAAACACCAGAAGUUUAAAACAUUCCAUUUUCAACUUAUAGGGUACAGUGAGUGAGGAUCUCGUAUUUUAUUGCUGCUCUGAUUAAAUGGUGCAUUGUCUAAUUUAGUUCACUAAUAAGGGUUUUUCACUGUGCAAUCAUAACUCUGUCCUCAGGACUCACUAUAACUCACUGUUAUCCCUUCAAAUUAUACAAUUAUACUACAAAAUAUUUAGUUUUAUGAAUAAUCAGUUUUUUAUAUAAUAAUAUUUUUAUUUAGUGAUUUCAGUGCAUGGCAUUCAAAGUGCUUUCCAAUGCCAACGAUAAAAUAAAACCAGAUAUGUAUUAACAGAUGGAGACGACUAAAAGUCUGAUUCAAGAUAAAACUAUAAUUACACAAACAGAACUUAAUUUACGGGGAAAAUGAAGACCAAAUCAAAAUGAUAAAUGAUAUUUCAAAAAAUUGAAAUAAUGCAUCAUAGAGUUAGUGCAACAAAAUUAUUUUUAAGACAAAGUUCCCUAAUUCUAGUAGACAUGACAUUCCAAACCUUUGAGGCCACCACAGAGAAUAAUCUGUAAUGUUUAGUUCUGAAGCUUGGACCAUUCGUUGAUCUUUCUGUGAGGACCUUGGUCAUUGUACUUUUGAGGACUGUGACCACAGAUACACACUCACUGGCCGCUUUAUUAGAAACAACUACUUUGUAGGUACACCUUAUUGAUGUACAUUUAGAGACUCUGGCCUGUCUGUUGCCAUGCAAAAUUGGUGUUUGCCAUCCUCUAGCCCUUUGUCAGUGGUCAUUUUCUGACCAUAGGGCUGCUGUUAACUGGAUAUUAUGUGGGUGGCGGACCCAGCAAUGACACUGAUGUGUAAAAACCCCAGAAACGCUGCUGUGCCUGAUACACAUAUACCAGUGUGACACCCACCACUAUGUCAAAGCCAUGUCAGUGUCGCUGCUGUGUUGAGAAUGGUCUUCUACCCAAAGGCAUUCACUUAAAAGUGUUUGCAGGCUCUCAAGUUACAUGCGUGAAGACCCAUUCAUUAAAUUGUGACUAACACAGUUGGGUGUGAAGAAUGCUUUGGAUGGCCUACCUGUUUUGGGUACCAGUUGCUUUAUUUUUCUAUACAAUCUUUAUUUUUUUAUAUCUUAAUUUUUUAUUUUAAGUGCCAAGCUCUUUUUGCUUUUGUAUGGUCAUGAAGUAAUGCCUGUGCUUCUCCUUUAUAUGUGUAAUGUAUAUGUUUAUGUAACCUGCAAUAUAAAAUGUAAAGA